Molecule: messenger RNA, 2532 nt
Organism: Oreochromis niloticus (Nile tilapia)
Lineage: Eukaryota; Metazoa; Chordata; Actinopteri; Cichliformes; Cichlidae
Exons: 8
Coding region: 120-2399 (759 amino acids)
Molecular function (GO): peptidyl-prolyl cis-trans isomerase activity; protein binding
Source: RefSeq, a predicted model, not a curated record
GUCAGAGAGCAGCAAACUAGCCAAGACUCUUGCCACUAGGCUAAUCAGAAAGUCAAAAGAACACACCUAGAGGGAGAAAGACAUUUCGAAAACACACUUUUCUGUUUCCCAGCGUGGCAAUGGAGGAGACGUACCUUCUCAACUAUCCAGGUGUCAGGAAGAAAAUUCUGGCAGGAGGCAGUGGACCGUUACCUCACUUUCCACCUGGGACAAAGCUGGUUUUCCACUUCCAGACACUGUUGGACAACUUCGAGAGGACAGUCAUUGAUGACAGCCGACUAGCUGGCAGACCGGCAGAAAUCUUUGUCGGAAAGAUGUUCAAGAUGGAAGUCUGGGAGACCCUGUUGACGUCCAUGCGUGUUGGAGAGGUGGCUGAGUUCUGGUGUGAUGCCAUUCACACAGGCUUGUACCCCAUUGUGUCCAAGGGAAUGAGACUGAUCGCUCAAGGGAAAGACCCUCUAGAGGGUCAGAGACACAUGUGCGGUAUGGGAAACCUGUUCCACUAUCACUCCACGGGUUUCCCUGAGCUGGAUGAGCUGAUGCGGACUCCUCAGCCGCUUAUAUUUAUCAUGGAGCUGCUGCAGGUAGGAGACCCUAUGUCCUACCACAGAGAGUCGUGGAUGAUGGAAAAGGAUGAAAAGCUGCAGACAGUGCCAGUUCUCCACAUGCAGGGCAAUGCUCUGGUCAAACAGAAGAAAUACAGAGACGCUGCCAGCAAGUACAAAGAAGCUGUCCUGCUGCUAAAAACUGUCCAGUCUAGGGAGAUGCCGGGUGAUAUAGACUACAUUAACUUGGGUCGAAUGAUUGUCCCCCUGGAGCUGAACUACUGCCAGUGUAUGUUGGAGCUGGAGGAGUACUAUGAAGUCAUAGAGCACAUGGAUGAACUGCUGCAGAAACACAAAGACUGCGUCAAAGGCUACUACAAAAGAGCAAAAGCCCACGCUGCUGUGUGGAAUGAAAAGGAGGCCCGGAGAGACUUCAACAUGGUGGCUCAACUUGACAUCACUUUGGCGUCCCUCAUCCAUCGAGAGCUGAAGGCCCUGUCGGAGCGCAUGAAGGAGAAAUAUUGGGAGGAGAAGGAGCAAUACUGGAACAAACUAGAGAAAAAUGAAAACACAAAUGAAGUGGGGGAGGCAGAUAGAGAUGAUGAUGAGGAGAAGCAGAGAGGAGAGACAGAAGAGGGAAAACAAGAACAUCCUGAAAGUGUGACAACAGCUGCAAAUGAUAAAGUGGGAGAUGAUUCAGAAGAAGCUCCCCCUAAAUAUGCAGAAGUUCAUGAAGAGAACCUCGGGGAGAAUAAGGUUGCACUGACUGAGGGAACAGUUAUCAAAGAAGAAGCAAGCUCUUCUGCAGUGAAUUUAAACACUUGCAAUAAAACAGAAGGCAAGGACUGGCAGCAGAUGUUACGACUGGUCAUGUUGCUGCAGAAUGAAGGAAAUUUCCUCAUUAAAGACAGCCAAUUUCAAGAAGCUUCGGGAAAGUUCAAGGAGGCUAUAGAAUAUGUGGACUGCCUUCAAAAUAAAGUGGAUCACCAGGGUGAGGACUGGGAUUCGCUGGAGAAAGUGCGUCUUCCUUUAACUCUUAAUCUCAGCCAGUGCAUGCUGGAGCUAAAACAAUACCAGCAAGUUGUGGAGCUCAACACCAAGCUGCUGAAGAAACACAAAGGUAAUUUCAAGGCAGUGUACCAGAGGGCUCGGGCUCAUGCUGCUUUGUGCAAUGAGGAUGAAGCUCGAAGAGACUUUGAUACGGUGGAGCAACUGGACCCAAAGUUCAAACCCUUUGUGCGGCAGGAACUGAGGAAGCUGGGCCAGAGAAUGUGUUCCAUGCAUGCCCGUCAGAACAAGACUUACUGGGAUACAACACAGGAGAAGUGGGGGCAUGGUGGGACCAAGGCCAAUAGUGCAGCCAGAAAGAAGAACGUCAAAUUUCCUCCAAAAGCCAAAGAAGGAAAAGCUAAAGCAGAUAUUAAUGCAGAUAAGAAGACUGAAGACACUAAGAGCCAGGAGAUGGAAAGCUCAGAGAAAUGCCCCCCUGUCGAGACAGAGGAGGUGGAUGAUGCAGAAACAGGGAAAAAUCCAGAUGUGAAAGCAGAGCAGGGUAAUAAAGAGCCAGAGCGUGGGAGAGCGAGUGGAGAGGGGUUAGAUAAUGAAAGUAUAGAGAAGGCCGUGGUUCAUGAAGCUGGGCUGGGUGUACCAGAUAAUCAAGCAACAGAUAAAGAUAGAGAUCCUGCACCCGCCAGCUCCGGCAAAGAUAAUGCAGUGAGCAAGAGAUCAGUGCGCGAUAAGGCGAGAAAGAAGGUAAAAUGUCAAUCAAGUGCUGCAACACAGCCAAAGAGAACAAACUCAGGGAACAAAGCCAACAGGGCUAAAACAGAAAAGGGUGGCACUGCAUCAGAAUAGACCAAUGAGCUGUUUUUUCUGCUCUGAAGCAAAGGUUUAAGGUAGAAGUCGAGGGCAGACUGAAUAACAGAGUAAGAAAAAAAAAUUACAAGCACACAAGCCUCACAAUGGGACGUGCUGAUUCUCCCUUACA